AUAUUAAAAAUAUUAUUCAAGAUAAUGAAUUUUGGAAUGAAGUUCAAAACUUAUUAGUUAUUUUAAAGGUUUUAGCAAGUGGAAUUACAAUUUUUGAAGGAAAUACUUCAUAUUUAUCACAGUUUUAUAAAUG
Messenger RNA from Dentiscutata heterogama, 133 nucleotides. Lineage: Eukaryota; Fungi; Glomeromycota; Glomeromycetes; Diversisporales; Gigasporaceae. The record is from the annotation of a GenBank genome assembly.